Molecule: messenger RNA, 2930 nt
Organism: Bursaphelenchus xylophilus (pine wood nematode)
Lineage: Eukaryota; Metazoa; Nematoda; Chromadorea; Rhabditida; Aphelenchoididae
Source: the annotation of a GenBank genome assembly
AUGGAAGCUGUAAGCAACUGAACUGGGCCGAUUCGCAACACAGAUGGAACGCAGAGGAAUGUGAUGACAAGAAGUACACCUUGAAUUCAAAGAACUUUGAGCUCUUUUCAAUGGCAAGUUUGCGAUUUUGUUAUUUUUCCUUCAUGCCCAAUAUAAUUUCGAUUAUUUUCAGAGCUAUCUGACGAUCAAGUUCGCGACCGGCCAGUGUGCAGAGCCAACGGAACUGUCGGCCCAAGCUUUGGCCAACACGUACAUCAAGUCCCUUUUCCUCUCCCCGGAAGAAGAAGAAGCGUUGAACACGACCCCAGAACCAGAACCGGAGCCACAGACUGAGGCGACUCCAUCGAACGCUGGGUGGUAUGUUUUUGGGGCAGGUCUCUUCCUCGUUCUCUCGCUUUCAAUUGCUGCUGCCGUCGUUUUGAUCAGGAAGAGGGCGAAGAAGUAAGUCCUAGUGGUCGAAAAGAAACUUUUUUCUAGGUCUGUUUUGGAUCGUAAUCCCCUCACUCAUGUCCGCUACGAUUUUGGCCUGCCGACACAAGUGCCGGCGCUGCAACAAAAGAAUGACCGUUUCAAAGAGGUAAAAUUGGACAAUGGUUACGUCGUCCCCAUUCCGGUGAGUUUUGCUUGCAUUUUGUUGAAUUAGGGUAAAAAGUGGUCGGAUUAGAUAGAGCACGGCUAGGCAGGGUUCGGAAAAUUCGGGUAUGGCAAUGACCUGGCUGAGAUAAGCUAUCUGUCCGGUGAACGGACUGGCAAUUCGCCAAAAAAAAAGACGCGAGAAAACGUUUCGUCGGGGAAGGAAUGGGGAAUUUUUGGGACCAGAGAGUACUUUUUUGCGCGUCUUUUCUCUGACUUCUCUGUGAAAUCAAGACGAAGUGUAAAAAACCGAUAGCGAAGAGUCUAUUCCGCUCACCGGACUCCUCAGUUUGACGUGCUACGCACUGAAUAGUGACACUUCCGGAACCGGGGAAAAAUCAAAGAUAAGGCUUAGGCCUAUCAUCUGAACAAUCUGACCGGUAUUAACUUCGGAGUUUUUUUUAUUGUUUUUCUGAUUGCUACUUUUUUAUGUAGUAGUGCUAAAAAGUAAUUUUUUAAAAUUUUUCUAAAAAUACUCGAUUUAGGAGUUUUCGAGGUUGCGUAUUUCGAAAGUCAUGUUGAUUUUUUCUGUACUUUACUAGCUCGCGAUCUUGGUCGUGACCGAGAUCAAGGAGGUUGCCUGAAAUUACCCGAAAUGGUCUCAAUGCUUGGUCAAACCGCUUUUCAGGUCGUCAAAAGCUUUUUUUGAACUACUAGUAACAUUAUUUUCAGAGGAUCUUGGAUAUUAAUCGUGACUCAGGCCAAGGUCGUGACCUUGUUAACGACCUGACCUAAAGGAACUGUCUUGACCGCCAUAGUCUAAAAUACUCUAAAAAUAAUUUUACUAGUUUUUCAAAGAAAAGCUUGGUGACCACCUGGCCUAAAUAAAGUGCCUUGACCAUCAUAGUCAAGCAUUGAGACCAUUUUCGGAUAAUUUCAGGCAACCUCCUUGAUCUCGGUCACGACCUGGGUCGCGAGCUAAUAAAGUGCAGAAAAAAUGAACAUGUUUUUUUCUAAUCAGCAACCUCUAAAACCCCUAAAUCCAAUAUUUUUAGUUAAAUGUCAAAAAAAUUAAUUUUUAACACUAUUACAUAAAAAAAGUAGCAAUCAGAAAAACAAUAAAAAAAAUUCCGAAGUUAAUAACGGUCAAUCCAUUCAGAUGGUUCAGUUGAUAGGUGUAAGCCUUAUCUUUGAUUUUUCCCCGGUUCCGGAAGUGUCCAAAUUCCGGAAAUGUCUUGACGCGGCGCUGGCGACAAAAGUUCAAGAUGCACUGUGCGAAAGCGAAAAGUUUCCAGUAAUAGUGUGGCCCCUUAUUGUUCAUAAUCGAAGCUUUUCCAAAUCGUUGGCCGAUUUUUGGUGCAAUAAUCCAUGAACUUUGUUUCAGGAAACGUUCUGUAAGGAGUAUGGGGAUGUGGAGUUGGUUUCUAAAAGCCAAUUCGGCUUGAUUUACAAAUACCAGUGGAAAGGGCCCAUCCAUGUAAAGUUUGAAGUGAAGCUGUCCGGCUACAACCAACCAAUACUCAACGAGGUGGCCAUUUGCGAGCUGUGUACCAACUCCGACAACAAGCUGUAAGUGCCGGGAAAUGGGGUGAGAUUUUUGGUUUCAGUGCGCGCUUCCUCGACUACAAGGGAGCUUAUGGAUUCUAUGAGGAAGGAGCUUAUGCCCUCCACUUGUCAGCAGGCGUGCAUACACUCAGAGAUCUCCGCAACGGAGCGGUAAUGAAGGAUGUGGAGAUGGCCAAGGUUGCAUAUUCUGCGUUGGACUGUGUUGACGCGCUUGAAGCCUUUGGGAUUUGUCAUCGUGACAUCACUGAGGACGCAUUCCGUCCACAGAAGAGUAUUGUAAGUCUGAGUUUUCGAAUAUAAUUAUGAUCCUUGCAGUUUGUCCUCACCGAGUUGGGCUGGGCUGUCCGCCUCGGCUCAAAGCGCGAUCCCUACUACCCGCAUCCCGAAUUGGCCUCCACUUUUAUAAAAGAGAAGGAAACGUUGCCGGCUGAUGAUGCGGAGAAUGUGAUCUUCAUGCUCUUGAAUAUGAUGACGGAUAGACUUCCGUGGGCCGAUACGAAGGGCAUUAAGUCCAUUACCAAGAAGAAGAAAAAAUUUUUUGAGGAAUGCAUGGAUGGAACUUCGCUUAAGAACAACAAAACGGCUGGAAUCCUCUGCAAACUGAGGGCAAUGAUCGUAAAAACCCCGAGAAAUGUUGAAUUAGCUGUGGAGUUGAAGGCCGAGCUUAUUAAUGUAAGUGGAAAUUGUACAUGUAACAAAGAUUUUUUUAGCUUUCCAAACCCGAUGAUCCCACUCUUCCGGUUGAGUGGCCUGGCUCCAACGACAAACCAACAACUAAAAGUUUCCUGUGA